Oncorhynchus kisutch (coho salmon) is the source of this 1702-nucleotide messenger RNA. RefSeq lists its product as uncharacterized. Gene Ontology annotation, biological process: generation of catalytic spliceosome for second transesterification step. The record is from RefSeq and is a predicted model, not a curated record. The transcript has 5 exons. Lineage: Eukaryota; Metazoa; Chordata; Actinopteri; Salmoniformes; Salmonidae. Bases 625 to 1512 code for a protein of 295 amino acids.
UAUUUUUAGCUACACGUUAAUUAUGUCUCUUUGCAGUGCUAGCAAACAUUGUUAAUAUUCUCUAGCUAGCUAGUUAGACUUCCUAUCAAGUUAAUUUCGCUCUGGCAAGCUUGCUACUAGCCUAUAGCUAGAAACACACACUGCCUUAGCUAUCAGCGAGCUAGCCUGUUCUUAACAAGCUAGCUAGUUACAUUAUAUAUCUGGUCCACGAUGAUAUGUUCGAUUUGAGUCUUUUUCAACGCCAUGCAGCCUUCCAUUAAUCGCUCCAAAAAUUAUAUUCCCACCGAUUUGAUCAAUAAACUCGGACAUUUCCAACUUGCUAAUUGGUUGUAUGUAAUCACGUGCUGCGUUCAACAAUUAGCAAAUUGGAAAUGUAUGAGUUUCCUAGUUCUAGCACAAGAACGUGGCAUUAUCUUGCCUGGCCUUGUUAGUGUCUGAAAGUUGAUUACAUUCGAUUUAGAACCAGACUGACUCCCGGGCAUGAGCCAUGUGACGUAAUUAAGCAUGAGCGGUAAUUAGUAGGAGUCUGUGUUUUCCCAUGCAAAAGUGAUUGCUUUUGAUAAAAACGCUUUAUCUAGUUAAAAAAUUCUAACAUGUAUGUAGGGAAAUAAGUGGAAUUAGAGUAUGGGCAUCCGUGACAGGGAGAAGCGUCCAUCCAUGAUUUAUACAGAGGGCCGUAUCAAAGAUGUUCAUGAACCUAGACCCAAACUGUCAACACUCAAUUCAGCCUCCUCCAUUAAAAAGUGGAUCCCAAGCAUCAAGAAUGAAAUCGAGUAUUAUCUGCAGCAGUCCCAGUUGUCUCACUACCCUGAGAGGAAGAUAGCAGAGUUCCAGCUGAGCAUCCAGGGGCUGGAGAAAGAGUAUAAACGCUUCAUCUGUAAACUGCAAGCCCUGGACCCGACCUGUAAACACCAGCCCUGGUCACCUAGAGCAUACACCAAGAGGAGUUCAGACACACGCAUCUCCCCCAACACCGGUAAUUCCUGGUUUCUCUCAUCUGUAGCCAAGAAACCACGCGGUCUCCAGUCAUGUGAUCUGAGCAGGCCGGUGGGUGGAGCACAGAGUAACUGGGUCGUUAAAAGAACAGGAAGUGAUGCAACGUCAGCCUCUGAGAACAAGGUACACUUCCACCAAUCAGGGACUUUCCUCAGCACAUUUCCAGUUGACCUGACUAAUCCCAGCCCAGAGUCCACCAAUCCAGAUCAGGACCAGCCCCUGAACUUUGAUCGCACCCGUCUUGCGGUGGUUCUAGCUGGGUCCAGAGGCCCAUUACAACCAGGGUCGUCUCACACUCAGAGCCUGGCCAGGGUGCUGCUCUCUGGGCUACCCAACCUCCACAGCUCCCCACUGGGAAGGGCCAUUGCUGCACAGGACAGAGACAAUACAGGGGCGGAGAGACGAGACAGCACAGGGGCAGGUGGAGCCCAUAGCACCGUUAAUGAUGAAAAGAGCACAGGGCAUGUACUGGGACUAGGCUGCUACUCCUCCUCAGACGAUGAAGCCGACACAUGACAUGGCUUUGUUAUUAACACUGGAUCCCUGAUCACUACUCAGAACUCAAUCUGCCAUUCAUGGACAUACCAUGCUUCAGUACUUGUCCAGUUUGCCCUGAACUCCAAUCAGCUGUUGUGAACCACAGGGUCUUUCUUUUCCUAUUGUACAUUAUGUAAAUACACAAUAAAAAGGGAAAUGAUACAAUAUA